Messenger RNA from Papaver somniferum (opium poppy), 751 nucleotides. RefSeq names its product peroxidase 64-like. The transcript has 2 exons. Gene Ontology annotation, biological process: response to oxidative stress. Gene Ontology annotation, cellular component: plant-type cell wall; plasmodesma. The record is from RefSeq and is a predicted model, not a curated record. Bases 93 to 497 code for a protein of 134 amino acids. Gene Ontology annotation, molecular function: peroxidase activity; heme binding. NCBI's taxonomy places the organism in Eukaryota, Viridiplantae, Streptophyta, Magnoliopsida, Ranunculales, Papaveraceae.
GUGGGUGUCCGGAAUUCGCAUUGUAUCACAUUAAGAGAAAGAGUUAGAGAAUUAGUUUGAUUCAGAGCUCAACUAUUCAAUUGACUUUCAUAAUGAACACUAUGAUUAAAGUUGUUUCUGUUCUCUGUUUUGUUGUCCUCAACUUGUCUCUGCUUGGUGUUAGUGCUGAACAUGGUCUAAGGCAUCAUUAUUACUACAAAAAAUGUCCACUGGCUGAGGCGAUUAUCGCCAAUAUGAUGAAAGAUAUUGUUCGCGAUGACCCGAGGGUUCCUCCUAGGUUGAUAAGGAUGCAUUUCCACGAUUGUUUUGUAAGGGGAUGUGAUGCAUCAGUUCUUUUAAACUCUACGCCAAAUAACAAGGCAGAAAAAGAUGCAGGUCCAAAUCUAAGCCUUAAAGCUUUUGAUGUGAUCGACAAAAUUAAAGGAGUGUUGGAGUAUCACUGCCCCGGAGUUGUUUCAUGUGCUGAUAUCCUCACGUAUGCAACUAGGGAAAGCUAAGUAAUAAGCACUAAGUUAUAGUCCUGCAGGAGAGAUAUCAAACUCUUUCAAAGAUGAAUUCUCAGUUAGGUCAUCCCAUCAAAAUAUGCAAAAUAAACCAAAGUGAUCAUCAUGAACCUUUUAUCUCGAGAGAUUCCAGUAUUGUAAAACAUCUUCCUACACAUCUCAUACAUGAUCACUGAUCAAAGAUCCUAAAUUCGUGAAAAAACAUUUUGAUCAUCACAAAGAAAUGAUCAAUCUAUUAGUAUUGUUUU